AUGCCCGAAGGCUUGCUCACCUCUGAGUACGGUCUGCCCUUCAUCAUCGGGUAUGUCAGCAGUUACAUGCUUGUGACGAUGGGAAUUUUCAAUGUCAUCCUCGCAGUGUAUGUGGACAUCACCAUGAAGGCCGCCAAAGAAAGCGACGCGAUGAAUGCAGAGCAGCACGCGCGCGAGUCCAUCCGUGUGGCCCGAACCACCCGCGAAUUGCUCAAGAUUUUCAGUGCCGCUUACCACUCCUUCCGGGAACACCAGAGUGGAGAUGACGAACCCAUGAGAAGCCCGUCCGCCGCCAACUUUAUGGAGCCGAUCCGGUCCGCAUCCGCUGCCAACUUCAUAGAAGAUGGCGGGCAAGACCAGGUUGCCAUCACCAAGGAGCUUUUCUUGCUGAUUGUCCAGGACAAUCAAGUUCAGAAGCUCAUGGAUGAUUUGGACUUGCCUCCAGACCGCGCCAACCUCUUUGAAAUGUUGGAUGCCGAUGGCAGUGGCACGCUACAAACUACCGAACUGCUGCAGGGCCUUUUAAAGGUCCGUGGCGAGGUGAACAAGAGCGACACGGUGGCAUCAUUGCUGGCUACAAAGGCUGUCCAGAAUCUGGUCACCGACCUCAAG
Messenger RNA from Symbiodinium pilosum, 612 nucleotides. The record is from the annotation of a GenBank genome assembly. Lineage: Eukaryota; Dinophyceae; Suessiales; Symbiodiniaceae.